CGGUUGCUCAAUUUGUUCACAAAACAAGAGAUGAGUCACUAUUUGGAUAAAUUACUUUCGCUCUCGACUCCAGAAAUACAAAUACGCUAAUAAAUGUGUAACAUGAUGUUGGCACCUAGAUGAGGGAAGGCACCAACUUCUUUAGAUAGCUACAUCGAAGCGCGACGCGAAGAGCUGAUGUUAUUUGGCGGUGUGAGACUCGAACUUUUGAUUUUCCAUAGUCCGGAUAUUUCUUGUGACACAAAAGUUGUAAAUAGAUGUACAAGUAGACCGAUAGACUGAAAAUGUUUAUUGAAGACAAAAUCGAUUCCGAGGCCCUCCAUGAGGGCUAUUAAGAGGCGAUUUUGAACAACUUAGCACUUGUUCCCGCGCCGUCAGGGUCCUCGUUUCGCAUGUAUCAUUUCAUUUUCUGAAACCCGAGGCGGAGCCAGAUCGAAAACAGAGAAAGACAUAGUGUCAUGGCGUUCUCCACGGGCGGUGCAAGUAGUUCGACGGCUAAGAACUCGGCUAUCAUGUCGGACGCGCAAAAGACGGUAGCGGAUCUCCCAGAACAGCUCUCUGAGAACAUAGGACUCGAAGUCACGUUCACACGGUACAAGCUUGGCACUCCGGUCCUCUACAUGCUGAAGUGCGAGGUCGUGCGGUCCCUGCCGCCACUGAUCGGGCCGGACGGGGAGGUGCAUGAGUCCCGCAGUGUGGUAUUGGCGUCCUGGACGGUCAAAAAACGGUACUCCGAAAUGGAGGAGGCACAUCGGCAAAUCGCAGCUAAGUUCGGACCCUACAUGGAGAGCAUACCCGAGUUUCCGCCCAAAGUGUGGUCCAACGCACUCUUCAACACGGAGCAGCAGGUGCAGAGCCGCCUCCGAAAGUUGCAGGCAUACUUCGACAAGCUCCUGCUGUACCCAAACUUGCGCUGCAGCCAAGAAUUAGGAAAGCUGCUCGAAAUCGAGCCGCCGGGGGCAGACGCGCUGCCGCACUUCCGGGUUUGCUCCUUCGGCAUACACCAGGCUGACCAGGUACCGGAUGCGACGCGAAAUUUCCGUUGUCAGUCUUUUGUUAGAGACAGAGAAUCGGCGGAACUGCAUAUGCCGCAUCGUGAUCAGGCAUUACUAGGUAGAUGCUAGGUUGGUAAUUUCAACCACUGCGUGCAAAAAAUCUAAUCUUCCAAAUAGAAGAAAGUCAUGCAUCGAUCUAUGCUGUUGCCGACUUUUACAACUUUUUCCCUCGUUGUGUACAACGCCAGGUAUAUGCGGUGUGCGAGAUUGGGCCAGCACAGGCGAAG
This is a messenger RNA of Amoebophrya sp. A120, 1282 nucleotides long. NCBI's taxonomy places the organism in Eukaryota, Dinophyceae, Syndiniales, Amoebophryaceae. The record is from the annotation of a GenBank genome assembly.